Messenger RNA from Hansenula anomala, 816 nucleotides. RefSeq lists its product as uncharacterized. NCBI's taxonomy places the organism in Eukaryota, Fungi, Ascomycota, Saccharomycetes, Phaffomycetales, Wickerhamomycetaceae. The record is from RefSeq and is a predicted model, not a curated record. The transcript has a single exon. The coding region runs from base 1 to 816 and encodes 271 amino acids.
AUGUCUCGUUUAGAUCUAUCUACCAAGUUUCAAGUGAUAUGUUACCAAGGACAAUUGUUCACCAUGUUAUUUGCCAAAUCUCAUAUUGGCGUAAUUCAGAAAGAUGAAUUUAAAGUGAUGAAUUAUGGGUCAGAUGGAUCUUUUCUUGGACCAGAUACAACGGUUUUCACUUUAGAAGCUGAAGGGAAAUUUAGAUAUUCAAUUAUUAAACUGGAUGAUGAUCAUUUUUUAAUAAAUUCAACAAUCGGUAUGCACCCUCCAAUCUCUGUGAAUGUCAAAUACAGUGAUUAUUUUGAAGGCUUACCGCUUCCUAUCAGUAACCUUGAAAUAUCAGCCAGAGCUGAUCUCCCAACAACUCCUUAUAGAGAAAUGAAUGCAAGAUUUUUGGGAUUCUUGAAGGAUAAGUAUGAAGCAGCUUUUGGGUAUCAUGAAGAGUAUGCACUUGAGAUUAUUAUGUCUGGGGGAAAUAGAGAAUUUAUAUCUACUUGUAUUAGCCGCGAGUUUAUCGCAAAGGGGAUUGAAAAAAUUUAUUACAAAAAUACAAACAGACAAAUUGAUGAGAGUGAUGAUAGUGAUUCUACCAGCGCCGAUGAAAUUGAUAGUUUUGAAGCAAACGAACAAACUUUCAACACCUCAGUUCCAUCAUCUACGGGAAACAACCCACCAAAAGAAAAGCACCCAUUUAUGAAUGGAAAAAUUGAACAGUUACCAAUCAUUUACCCACCAGUACCAUUUGGUGGUCAAAGUCCUUUCUAUUUUGGAGUUGGUAAAGGAAAUCCUUUUGGGAAAUUUUCAAGAGAACAGCCAUUUUAUUAG